Messenger RNA from Aplosporella prunicola CBS 121167, 5184 nucleotides. RefSeq lists its product as uncharacterized. The transcript has 8 exons. The record is from RefSeq and is a predicted model, not a curated record. NCBI's taxonomy places the organism in Eukaryota, Fungi, Ascomycota, Dothideomycetes, Botryosphaeriales, Aplosporellaceae. The coding region runs from base 59 to 5005 and encodes 1648 amino acids.
CUCAUACAUUUGCAUCUAUUGGAAUAUUAUCUUAUUCUGGAUUGGCCCACAUAUACCGAUGUCUGUCAGUCCACAGAGGAGGAAGGACGCCCAAGAAUUUAUUGCCAGGAUCCGAAAAGACAAUGGAGGCAUUUCAGAAGAACAUGAAGCCUAUCUGGCGGCUAAUAUGCCGGAUGUUUUGGAAUCCAUUCGAAGUUUGAAGAUGAAGUUGGGAUCUGCAACCAAGACGUUGGCAACGAACUUGUACUCCAAAGAAACUCGGUUUUUAUAUGAGUUGGUUCAGAAUGCGGAAGACAACAAGUAUACCCUCAUCAAUAACUCUGGCCCUGGAAGUCCUUUCCUUGGUUUUGUUCUCUAUCCGGACAAGCUUGUUGUCAACUCUAACGAGGACGGGUUCACUGCAGAAGACGUCAAAGCUAUAUGCAGCACUGGAGAUAGUACGAAGACUACAACACACGGUUACAUCGGUGAGAAAGGAAUCGGAUUUAAAUCUGUGUUCAAAAUCGCAAAGAAAGUUCACAUCCAAUCAGGGCCAUUCUCAUUCUCCUUUGUCUAUACGAGGGACUCUGAUGAGGAUGGCCUUGGAAUGGUAACUCCUUUGGAUGAAAAAUAUGAGGAUUUGCCGGAAGGAGUCCGUACUAGAAUGACCUUGACACUACUUCACCCAUUGGACUUCACUCAGCGUUCCCAGGAGCUCACAAGCCUUCCUGACACGUUGCUUCUGUUUCUGACAAGAUUAAAAUCGAUCGGUGUGUGUAUCUGCCCUUCCUCUGGAGACGCAGUUUCCAUCAUCUACUCGGGCUGCCAAGAUCCUGAGCAAAGAAUGGAGAAAAUCGAAAAACGCACAAGCAUAAACGGCGGUGAUUGGUCUUCUGAAAUACGACGGUUUUAUGUUAAUAGGACCCUCACCAACGAUCUCCCAUAUGAUGCUGCAAGAAAACACACAGACAAAGCAACAACCGUUCUUGCAUUUCCAGUGGAUCCCAUGGAUAGACCUUUCAUACAAAAGCAGCAUGUCUUCGCAUACUUGCCUCUCCGCCAAGUAGGCUUCACCUUCUUGAUCCAGUCAGAUUUUAUCACGCAAGCAAGCCGUGAGGACGUCUUCGAUUCGCCUCGAAAUCGUGCACUCCUCGACAGUGUCGCCGAGAACUUUCAGAACAUGGUGCCAUAUUUCUGCGAGCAUACCACCCUCCAAUAUAGUUGGAUGAGGUACCUUCCCGACGAUUCUGUAUCCGAUGAUUUCUGGAAAGAGCUGCGACCCAAAAUUAUGACACUUUUGAAAGAUACUCCUGUUUUGCGAUCUUGGUCCGGGCGCCUUUAUCGCCCGGGAAAGCUCCGCUGGCUCACUGAACGGUUCCAAGACAAGGGCAAUCAGCCUUUACUUCCCGAUCUUGAUGACGAGGCUUACUUGAAUGGGAACUAUGAGCAUGCAGACUUCGCUUUCCUGCAAUCUCUGGAUGUAAAAGUCUUAUCAAUACCGGAGUUUAUUGACAGAAUGGAACAAGACCUCAAAACCAAAAAUCCGCGGAUUAGGUCCUCCAAAACGAAUGAUGACUGGCAUACGAGAGUCGCAAAUUUACUCAUGGAGCCUUUCAAAAACUCUGGAUCCUCACGGCGUCUUUCAGAUCGGGUGAAAGGCUUGCAGAUAAUCCCAUUGAUUCAAGGCAAAUGGACUCAGUUCAGCCUGAGAAGCGAACACGAAGACUAUGGUGUAUUAUCCUCGGACGAUGAUGAUGAUUACAUGAUUAGUCCCAUCUUCUACCCCAAAAUCGGAGACCACAACAUCCCAAAAGAUCUUAAACUCAAAAUUGUGGACCCUGGACCACUCAAAAACGUUGCCCGUACCGAACUUUUCUCACUGAUAGGAGUAAAACGCUGCAGCCCCAAGACAGUCAUCUCAGCCAUUUACGACAAGUAUGUAUGGCAGAUGUAUCCAUAUCCGAUCAAGAUUUUAGACUCUUUCGAACACCUCAAGUUUCUCUUCUGGUAUGAGGAAGAAGGUAGUACUCUGAGAAAUUCGCUGUCUCUUGUCAUUCAAACGAUCGACGACGAGACCAAAACAGUCGAUGCCAAUGCCGAAUUGAUCUACUACCAAUCCCCAACUGAUGAAUAUGGUCCAUACCAGCUAUUCAAAAGAGACAGCAACAUCCCGGGAUUCAAUGCUUAUCACCUUCACCAGAGCUAUCAAUCACUACUACCUGCAUCUGCGUCCAGCCAUGGCAGGACUUGGGAUACCUGGCUUACUGAGUUUCUUCGAAUUCGACGAUUUCCCAGGAUAUUGACAGAGACAUCGGAUGACCCUUCCGCGGAGUUACUUUACAUUAUCGAAAAUCGCCCAGAAAAGCUUUUGGGGUUUCUGAAAUGUUUUUGGUCAUCCUUUGAGAGCCACAUAUCCGAAAAGGUUAUCAAAGUGCUAAAAGAAAGCAAUGUCCCCAACGAAGAAGGAGGCAAAAUUUCACUUGAAAAGUCAUACGUCCCACUUUCGCGGAUGAAAGCAUUGGCAGCCAAAUUUGAGACCUCGCAGUCUAUGGUACUCCGCAUGCCAGCUCAAUUCAAACCUGAAGAGGAGUGGCCAUGGGAAUUUCUGAAGCGACUCGGAGUCCGAUUCGCAGACGACGUCGAUUUCUACCUGAGCAUUUUGAAAUCGUUCUCCAAGAAGCAUUCCUGGUACUUUCCGAUAGGCACCGACAAGACUGUCAUCGAAAUAUACGAAGGUAUUAUGAAGAAAUGUGUCUCGGAAGAGGACGUGAGCCGCGUACAACAUGACUUCAAACACUACAAGCUCAUAUACACACCCUUGAAUCUAUUUUCCUGCAAAUGGGUAUCAAUAGACGACUGUGUCUGGGAAGGUGAUGACUGGCUUGAGGUUAAAACACGCCUCAGCAAGAUCGAAGGCUAUAACGGACUGGAGCAUCUUUUCAAAAUGAUACUCAAAGUCCGAAACGCUACAUGGGAAGACUCCAUUGAUGAGCUCCGACUUAUCAAAAAGAGCCAGGAGAAAUACUUUAAUGUAUCAAGUAUUUACAGAUUUCUCUUACGCAACUUUGAGAACGAAACCAACUUCGAUGUCUUACGUUCGGAAUUUGAGAAAGACCAGCUGGUUUUUGUUUCUGAGCGAAACGCUUGGUACUCUCCUUCAAUGUGUAUCUGGGCCGAUAUCAGAGUUUGCAUUUCCGCAAGGAUCCCAAUCAGCACCGGUUAUCUCUCGCUUCAGCGAUUUUUCACCGAAAUGCUGGAGGUGCGGGAGCCUGACUUAGAGAUGCUCAUCCAAGCUCUUAAGGACCUUGCUCUUGCCCGACCGCUUGCGAUUGCUGAAAUAAAGCAAAUGAUUGCUUUCACCAGCUCCUACAAUCCGUCUCGAACCAGCUUAGCAAGAUUGCUUGCGGUCAAUAUUCUACCAGUAAGGCUUGAAAACGGCGAUGUAGAGCUGAAGAAUUCAACAGCCGAAUUUGCCAUACCGGAUCGGAAGGAGUACGAUAAAGCUUUUCGGGGGAAGGCCAUAACUCUUGACCUAGACCUAAAUGAGGUGCAUAUGUCUAGCCAAUUCCUUCUUGGUUUAGGCUUGGAAUCACGGUUCAUUUCAAAUGUUGUGGAAGAAAAUACGAUGGUGAAAACGAGCAGCAUCAACAGGCAACUGACAAAAGAGUUCAGGCUCAAAGCUAAUGCACUUUUUCGUUUCGCUGUCCACUACAACAGUGUAAAAAGUAAAAACGGUGACAGUUCACUGUACAAAGCACUUCAGCAUGCGACCGUCUCUUUGAGCAAUGAAAUUUUCAAAUCGAUCAGCUUGAAACAGGGCUUCAAUAUUUAUACCACGGAAGGGAUUCCGGCAAAUUUCCAUUUGGAAGAAGACCUGGAUAAUUUAAAGCUCUUCGUACCGGCAGAGAGCCACCGCAGAGAGAUCUGCUAUCUGCAACAACUUCCAAGGCGUUUCUUCGACUUCUUAUCUAUUGCAAAUCCUUCAGCCGAGGCCAUUCUCGUCAAAAUCAUGGGAUGCAGUAGCCUUGAAACACUCGGAUACAUUUUGGAAGCUGCGGGAAUCGUCGAAAUUGAUGGCCUUGACGACAAAAUUGCCCUUGAUGAUAUUAUGGACGUGGACUCAGAAGAUAUCCAGGACGAAACAUACAGAAAACACCUUGAAAACACUUCCAAGGACAGCAUUCAAAGACAAAAUAACGUCCCAGAUGCUGACGUACCAUCACACCAACCUCAUGUUCCCAGUCCCCAAUAUGGAGCAUUUUUGGACAACAUUGUCAACAAAGCAGAAGCGCAAGCACCAUUCUUUCCAGUCAAAGGCCGGAGACCACGCAAAGCUGAAACUGUCACCGCAUCAAUUUUUGGACCCCGUUCACCCGAUCGGGAUAGGAAAGUGGGUGCUGCUGGAGAGCUUUACGCUUUUGAGAUGCUUUCAAACCUGGGCCUUCCUAACUUUGGACUCGAAAACUGGAAGAGUGUUAUACGAAAAGAAGUACGCGCGUCCCAGAAACACUGCAACCUACAGCCUUGGAUCGGAUCCGAAACCUCAGACAUAGUGUACAAAGACAACGAUGGCAUGCUUAAGGAUAUCUUAUGCUGCUGUGGUUACUCUCAUCUGAAACAUACGCUGGCAGAUGAUGCGACCUAUUAUUUUGAAGUGAAAACGACCACCGGAUCAUUUGAUGCGCCAUUCUACGUCUCGAAUGCGCAGUUUAAGCGGAUGAAACGUAUGGAACUUGAGAGCAAUUGCCUCGAUGUUUCAGAGGUCUACAUCUUGCUUCGUGUCUAUAACCUCGACAGUUCCGACAUAGAUAUGCAGGCAUACGUUGAUCCGUACAAAGCCAAUAAGGAUGGAUUGUUGAGUUUCCAGGUAGAAACUUGGAAAGUGCAGCCAACACCCAGUCAGCCCUCGCCAGGGCCUACCAUGACACCUCGUCCGCCCCGGCCAUUCUUCCGUUUCAUGCCUAACCCAGACAGAGCCGGGCCGAGAACUAUCGUAGAGCAAGUUGACCGGACCGGGCUAUCCUAAUGGCCACGAGGAUUUGGCAUGUCCACUGAGACUUACGUUCGCAAACAUUUGGGGGCUGUAGCGUCUUUUUCAGUUUGAAAUCUCUGUAUAUACACGAUCUUGCUUUGAAAUUGGUUUGUCUCCUUGAUGUUUCGUUUUGCUUCAUCCGCUCGUUCUGUUUGUUGCACGAGCUUGCAAUA